GCUGAGACCCUGUACACAUCUUUAUUUAUUGUGGGCAGGGGCUCUACACGAGGCUCACGGGCUUUUCUGUACAAUUAUGGUUCAUCUUAUGGAGGUUACCCGGUUGCAUUAGUGUAUUUAGGGUAUAUGCUUAACCCUGGGAAGAACUGAAUGCCUUGGAUGUGCAUUCGCGCGUCUUUGUAUAUGUUCCGAGACCUUUCGCGCCAUCCAUCGAUCACCAUCCCUACAGCGUCAGAGCGCACAGAAGCACCAGAGGGGAUUCCCAUCGGAGGAGCUGUAUUUUCCCUAUCCCAGGCUCUGGAGUGAAGCGGGACAGGAUGGGAGACGACGGCGCGUCAUGGCGCGGCUUCAGUUUAACGCUGCUUUGCGCGGCCGCGCUCUUUCUCUCCGCGGAGAGCCGCAGGGGCAAUAAGCAGCCCCGAUGCCCUGCAGGAUGCACAUGCACCAAGGACAACGCUUUGUGCGAAAGCAUCAAAAGUGUUCCGCACACCUUCCCCCCGGACGUCGUCUCCUUAUCCUUCGUCAAGUCUGGAUUCACUGAAAUCGCCCCGGGAAGCUUCCUGCACGCGCCGUCUCUUCAGCUCCUCUUGUUUACAUCCAACACUUUCGACCUUAUUAAUGAAGACGCGUUUCAGGGCCUGCCACAUCUGGAGUACCUUUUUAUUGAAAACAACAAAAUUGGGUCCAUGUCACCUUUGGCUUUUAGAGGUUUGAAAUCUCUCCUCCAUCUGAGCCUCGCCUAUAAUAAUCUUGAGAUGUUACCCAAAGAUGUUUUCAAGGGGAUGGACGCGCUAACAAAAGUGGAUCUUCGAGGAAACAUGUUUAUCUGUGACUGUAAACUGAAAUGGCUCGUUGAAUGGAUGCACAACACCAACGCAACAGUGGACCAGAUACAGUGUAAUGGACCACCACAUUAUCAAGGGAAAAAGAUCAAUGAGCUGAUGCCGCAAGCGUUUGACUGCAUAACUGCAGAGUUUGUUUCUAAGAAAACCCUGAAGUUCGAGUCUAUUUCAGUAGAGACGUUCACUCUUGGGAACGAUCAAUAUGCUGUGUUUGCACAGCCUUUUUCAGGAACAUGUAGCUUCAUGGAAUGGGACCACGUCAACAUGGAGUUUAGACCUUAUGACAAUAUUGAGAGCACCUCCACUGUAGUCUGUAAGCCAAUGGUGAUCGAUGACCAACUGUUCAUUAUUGUCGCGCAACUUUUUGGGGGUUCACACAUUUACAAACGGGAUACAUCAGCCCACAAGUUCAUCAAGAUCCAAGACAUUGAUAUCUUGAAGAUCCGCAAACCCAAUGACGUUGAGACGUUCCGUUUGGACGGUGAGUGGUUUUUCGCCAUUGCUGACAGCUCCAAAGCAGGUUCUACUACUGUGUACAAGUGGAACGGCAAUGGCUUCUACUCGCACCAGUCUCUGCACCCAUGGCACCGAGACACGGACGUGGAGUACUUGGAGAUCGCUGGCAAACCCCACCUGAUCCUGUCCAGCAGCUCACAACGGCCGGUUAUUUAUCAGUGGAACUGGAGCCAAAAGAGGUUUGAGCGGCGCACGGACAUCCCUGAGACUGAGGACGUAUAUGCCGUAAAGCACUUCAGGGUCAGGGGCGAGCUUUAUAUCUGCCUGACACGUUUCAUCGGUGACUCGAAGGUGAUGCGUUGGGACGGCGCCAUGUUCACAGAGGUGCAGAGUGUACCAUCACGUGGCUCCAUGGUCUUUCAGCCUGUGACAAUUGGAAACUGGCAGUACGCUAUCCUUGGCAGUGAUUACUCUCUCACGCAGGUCUACCGGUGGGACUCCAAGAAGGGCCUAUUUGUGCACUUCCAAGAGUUGAACAUCCAAGCACCAAGGGCGUUCUCUCUGGUAUCCAUUGACAACCAUGAGCUCCUGCUCGCCUCCAGUUUCAAAGGGAGGACACAGAUCUACGAGCACCUCAUCAUCGAUCUGAGUAAUUGAAGCACCGGUAAAUGUUUUUUUGUUUUUUUUUUGCUGAAAGUGCAGGAGGACAGACAAUGGAGACAAGCUUGCUAUCCGAACUCACGUGCGUUAUCUAGAUGACUAAUGACGUUUCCAGAUGACUGCCUGUCUAGAAGUCCUUUGUGUUCUUCACUGUUGUUGUCACUUGUAUCUAGUCUGCACUUUUCAGUUUUUUUUUAACCCUUUAACAAAAGCCAUUGUUUAUCUAUUAUUUCUCUGCAAACUAAAGCUAGCGGGACGUUUGAGAGGCAUAAUAAAGAAACACAAACUAAAAAUUAAGGUAUAGACACUGUAAUAGGUUAGCCAGGAAAUAGUUAACAGUUUUCUACUUUAGUCUGAAGCAGUUUGUAACUUUUGUACAAGAUAAAUAGUUUACCUGACUGACAGAUUUUUUUACACUAGCUGUAGUAUUCUCUUUUCUUCAUUAUUGUAAUUCGGUUCAAGCUAAUAGUAGUAAAGUAAACGUAGAUGUGAUAGAAUUUUGUAGGUAAGACAUUUAAGGUUUAGAUGUGUAAUUGUUUACUCGUUGGCAUUACUGUGUAGUAAUGUAGUAAUAAACCACUUUAUUACCA
Molecule: messenger RNA, 2548 nt
Organism: Clarias gariepinus (North African catfish)
Lineage: Eukaryota; Metazoa; Chordata; Actinopteri; Siluriformes; Clariidae
Gene: lgi1b
Product: leucine-rich, glioma inactivated 1b
Exons: 8
Coding region: 318-1955 (545 amino acids)
Biological process (GO): myelination
Molecular function (GO): protein binding
Source: RefSeq, a predicted model, not a curated record